UCCCAAGGUCCAACUCCAAGUCCAUUAACCCAAACGUUAAAACCGCCCCCUCUUCUCAGUCCCUACUCCUUAUAUUAACUUAAUUUCCCGGCCACCUCAGAAAAAAGCCUAUUCAUCCUUUCUUUGUUUCUGAUUUUCGAUAGAAUUUUCAGCUCUCUCUUCCUCUGCCUACGCACCCCAAAACACUUGGCGGAGUGAAAGGGUUUUCUUCUCUCUUUCUCGUUCCUCCGAUUCUCUUCCUUCUCUUCAUGUAAAUGGUGCUGCCGGGUUUGAACGGAGAUAGAGGGACAGUUCCAGCGCCGGAGUCCAUGGCGACCAGUCCCAAGCGAUCAAACCGUCUUCAUAAUUUCAACCUUCCACACUUGAAGUGGGGAAGCCAGAAGUACCUGAGGUGCACAAACUCCGCCGGCUCUAGCCGCUCCAGCAGCGGAGAUCGCCGAUCUUCAGUUUCAAUGUCCGAUGAGUCGCCGCCGAGGCGGAAGAGGGAAACGGAACAGGAGAGAAACCACUCGGUGGCAAAGAUGCCGAGGUCGCGAAUCAAUGGCAAGGGCCGCAGCGGUGCCGACGGCGUGAAGGACGGAAUUGAGGCGAUGAGGCAAAAACUGAUGUUUGAUCUGAAAACCGAGGCUGACAAGAUGAAAGACGCCAUUUUGAGGAACAAAGAGGACGAGAAGAUGAAUGUGGAGGAGGAUGAAAACGAGCGGGAAUCGCCGCCUCUGUUAGCGGCGGAUGGCGCGAGGACGUGGAAUCUGAGGACAAGGCGAGCGGAGUGGAAGAUUCCAUUCUCCGACGGCGGACUUGGCGGCGGGAGCGAGAAACCGUUGAAGAUUGAUGAGAAUUCCUCUCCUGCAAGAACUGACGGCGGUACCGUUAAGUUGCUGAAGCUUCGAAGCAAUUCCAAUAAGAGCGCGCCGAGGCCGAAAUUCUCCCUUCAAUUGUCAAGGAAGGAGGUUGAAGAAGAUUUCAUAAAGAUGGUGGGCCACCGGCCGCCGCGCAGGCCCAACAAAAGGCCCAGUAGUAUCCGGAAGCAAUUGGAUGGUCUUGUUCCUGGUUCGUGGUUAACAGAGGUUACAGCAGAUUUGUACAAGGUUGCUGAAGACGCAGGGAAUGGAAAGGCGCGACAAUCUGGGAAGGGGAAGGGAAAGGGAAAGGGAAAGGACAAGAUGCUUGUUUCUUCUGACUCUGAUGAAGAAUCUUGAUUUGAAACUUGAAAGCCUAUAACAACAAUCUUGUUUUGUUGCUUUGAAAGCUAAUUUACUUUUGGUAGGUACAUAGUUCGUUCAUUCGUUUGUUUAUAUGUCAAUAACUCUCUACCGAAGAAAGUGGAUUGUGAUAGAACAGAAUAUCUUAGUUAAUUGAUUAAAGGGCUUUAAGGACGCAUCUAUAUAGCAUUCAUUUAAGUUAUUAGUCUAGAUAAUGAUCAGUGGCAGUUACAUGGGUUUGGUUCUUCUAGCUUCUUCAGUUCUGAGCUAGGUUUCUUAGGCUGGAGAAAUUAAACUCAAAUUCCAUUAAAGCGCACCUUUUUGUUACUCUUUUUUUCCUUUAUUCUCUGAAUUGUAUCAUGAGUGAAUGUUGUCUUUCUUUGUAUAUUUAUGUUGCUGGUUUCACUCAUAUAUUUAAUAGAAAAGCAGUUAUGUAGUUGCUAAACCUGAAUAUCAGAUUUUAGUGUAAUAGUAUGUUUCUAAUGCAGGCUAUGCGAUAUGCUUAUUUACUACGAUAAUUGUUUACUAUGGUCCUGCAAAACUGGUGUAAACCAAGAGCAUAUUGACCCAUUUCUAUGCAAAGAAGCUUCCAAUUACGCGCUAAACGUGGUGGGGAAGAAAGUGUCGAGAAGCAAUUUUGUUGGGUAGCUAAACUGUAGUAGCCUAGUAGGUAUUGAACCUUGUUACUGGCAAUCGGACUUUACAAGCUCGCGAAACGUGAAUUCGACUCUCCUGAGAAGAGUUCAUCUUCGAACCCAAUAUGGUCAUGCAUCACAAGUGAUUUGGUGUGAAGUCGUGACCACCAAGAAGGCAAGAACUACGAUCUGAAAUGAAUAGCUCUAGCAUUGGCAAUGGGCCGGUUAAAAAUGCCCUGAGUUCCAGCCCAGCUCCAUCAUAGGCCUCCAUUUAAGAUUGCAUUUCUGCGGAAAUCUAUGGGUGUAAAUGAAAAAACAAGAAAAACAAUAAUGGGACGAAAAAAUCAGAGACAUUUUAAUUGCAUUUAAACACAAUUUGCACUAGGACAUUUCGCACUGUUGGGUGCUAUAGUGGAACGAUGGAGUCUUGAAACUCACUUCCACGUUCAAGUUGGUGAAAAGGUGACUGUCACCUUAGAAGAUGUGCUACAUAUUUUUGGCCUGCCAAUUAAGUCGUGAUGGACAGAUCGAAUAGCAGCCACUCGUACUUAGUAGAGAACUGCAUAACAAUUUUUGAGAAGCAGCCUGAUCCGCAGGAUCACACGUUAGGAAAAGUAA
Molecule: messenger RNA, 2455 nt
Organism: Arachis stenosperma
Lineage: Eukaryota; Viridiplantae; Streptophyta; Magnoliopsida; Fabales; Fabaceae
Exons: 2
Coding region: 255-1199 (314 amino acids)
Source: RefSeq, a predicted model, not a curated record